AUGUCUGCAACAGAGCCAAUGUCAAAUACACCCACAACGCCGACAACAUACCAUUUACACAAGUGGAGCGACGUAUGGAGAGGGCUACUGGACACCCCUAGUUAUGCAGAUCUCUUUCUAGAGACUCAUAGAAAGAGUGGAACUGCCGAGGAUCUAACUCCCGUGUUUUUUCCGGAAGUUCAGGAUAAAGUGGCUCUUAUGCGCGAGCGACUUCUAGAAAACCCUGAGAUGACAUUUUUUGAAAUGUUUGAGGCUGCUUUUAGAGUACAAGGACAUUGGAGGGUGAUCGGGGUGGGAUCUAUAGUACAUCCAACGACAUUCCGAGUGGUUCAACGUGAUGCUUUUUCUCGAGUGUCAGCAAGUAUUCACGGGUAUCACACCGUGAAGAGACACAAGCAUUGUGCGAGGAGAAUAGGACAUUGCGGGAUCAGCCAGGAGGCAACCAAAGGAUCACGGGACUUGAAGCAAGAAGGGAUUAUCAAAACAAUAGAGACGGAUAAUGGUGAAAUAAUCGACUGUGUUGAAAUACAAAAACAACCAUCACUUGUCAAUUCUCUAAUCAAUGAUUUACAGAUGGAACCUAGUGACUAUCCUUUUGGAAACAAUUUCAAUUCAAAUUUGACAAUAGAAAUGCUUCAAGAUUGGCACAAAAAUGGAGAUUGUCCAGAAGCUACAAUACCCAUAAGAAGAAAUACAAAUUUUGAUCAUCUUUACCCCAAAAAACCUUCUUCCAUCAUGCGGCGACAAAUCAAUCAAAGUCAUUUGAAUGGAAUGAAACAUGAGUAUGCUGUAGUAAGUAACGGAGGAUCUUCUUACCACGGAGCCAGUGGAAUAUUUAAUGUAUGGAAUCCUAAGACAGAAGAUAACGAGUUUAGCUUGUCCCAAAUAUGGGUUGUCACAAGUUAUAAAGACUAUUACAAAAAUCUCAAUACUAUUGAAGUUGGAUGGAUGGUCAAUCCAAUUAAUUACCAUGAUAAGCAUACAAGAAUCUUCAUAUAUUGGACGAGAGAUGCAUACAAAACAACUGGUUGCUAUGAUCUUAAUUGCAAGGGUUUUGUCCAAACAAAUAGAAAGUUUUCCUUUGGCAUGCCCUUAUCACCAAUGUCCAUAUAUGGUGGACAAUCGAUGCAGCUAUCAAUUAAUAUAUUCAAGGACAAAACAGGAAAUAAAUGGUGGUUGCAACUGCAAGGUUCAAUAAUAGGGUACUGGCCGGUAAAUAUAUUUACGGAUUUAAAGAACAAUGCUAAUAUUGUCGAUUGGGGUGGGGAGAUCGUGAAUCAAAGAAAAAAUGGUCACCAUACGACUACUCAAAUGGGUAGUGGUGAAUUCCCAAAUAAAGGAUUUGGUAAAUCAUGUUUCAUUAGUAACUUAAAAGUUCUCGAUGCUGGUUUUAUUCCGAGAGAUCCAGGAUACUUGAUAAAAAAAUUAUCGAAACCUACCUGCUAUGACUUAACACUUACGAAGAACAAGGGAUCAUCAUUUGAAACACAUAUCUUCUAUGGAGGUCCAGGAUUUUCGCCAACAUGUAGAUGA
Molecule: messenger RNA, 1533 nt
Organism: Impatiens glandulifera
Lineage: Eukaryota; Viridiplantae; Streptophyta; Magnoliopsida; Ericales; Balsaminaceae
Exons: 10
Coding region: 1-1533 (510 amino acids)
Source: RefSeq, a predicted model, not a curated record